Molecule: messenger RNA, 2721 nt
Organism: Eruca vesicaria subsp. sativa (arugula)
Lineage: Eukaryota; Viridiplantae; Streptophyta; Magnoliopsida; Brassicales; Brassicaceae
Source: the annotation of a GenBank genome assembly
CUAAGCUUUUCUUAGAGAAAUAUCUUCUAAAGAGAGAGACAAACAGAAGAAACAAAAGUGGAACAGUUCUGUUUUAAAUAGUUAUGGUGGUUCUUGUGAACACACGUUGUCGCUUUGUUCUUCUUCUGCUUGCAGCAUUCUCUUGCUUCUCCUUGAAGCUCUGUUUAGGCGAAGAUAGUAUCACUUUCUCGACUCCAAUCAAAGACUCAGACACACUUCUCAGCAAAAGUGGUGUUUUCAGGUUUGGUUUCUUCACUCCUGUAAACUCCACUGCUCGGUUACGUUAUGUUGGGAUUUGGUAUGAUAAGAUUCCAGUUCAAACCGUGGUUUGGGUUGCUAAUAAAGAUACUCCGGUUAAGGACACUUCAGGUGUUGUUUCCAUCUCUGAAGAUGGAAAUCUUGUGGUUAAGGAUGGUAGAAACCGCCUUCUUUGGUCUACAAAUGUCACUUCAACCGUUGCUUCAAACACUUUGGUUCAGCUCAUGGAUACUGGGAAUCUUAGGCUACAAGAUAGCAGAAGCAACGGCGAGACUCUUUGGGAGAGUUUCAAACAUCCUUAUAAUACUUUCUUGCCAGGAAUGAGUCUUGGAACCAACAAUAGAACCAGAGAGAAUCUGAAGCUUUCUUCUUGGAGAACCUAUGAUGAUCCUUCAACAGGGAACUAUACAGCUGGUCUUGCUCCUUUUGCAUAUCCUGAGCUUCUGAUAUGGAAGAACAAUGCUCCAAUCUGGCGUAGCGGACCGUGGAACGGUCAGCAUUUCAUGGGUUUACCGGAUGUGGAUGGGUUUAACCUUACCAAUGAUUACCAAGGAACUGCUUCAUUGUCUUAUAGUAAUGAUUCUUUCAUGUAUCACUUGGAUCCUGAUGGAGUCAUGUAUCAGAGAAGAUUGAGUACUUCUACGAGAGGUUUGAGGAUCGGUGCCAAUAUUACAUCGACAGCUUGUGAUGCAUACGGUGAAUGUGGUCCAUUUGCAAGCUGCAGUUCUCGUGAAGUCCCGCCUUGUAACUGUGUCAAAGGGUUUGUGCCAAGGAAUCAAGCAGAGUGGAAUGAUGGGAACUGGACUAAAGGAUGUGUGAGAAUAGUUCCAUUGCGUUGCAAGAGUAGUAAUGGUGGUGGUAGAGGAAAAGGAGAUGGGUUUUUGAAACUGCAGAAGAUGAAAGUACCAGUCUCUGCGGAACGGUCACUAGCUAAUGAGCAGGAUUGUCCUAAACAAUGUUUAGAGAACUGUUCUUGCACAGCUUAUGCUUAUGAUCAUGGAAUAGGUUGCAUGCUUUGGAGUGGUAGCUUAGUUGAUAUGCAAUCAUUUUUGGCAAAUGGCAUUGAUCUUUAUAUUCGGAUUGCACAUUCUGAAAAAAAACAUAGCUAUCUGGCAAUUGUGAUAGGCGCUGCGUUUGUAGCUGCUGCCUUUCUUCUUUUAGCAUGCCAGAAAUUCAAAAAACGUUCAGCACCAGAGAGCCGUAGAAGGCCAGAGCUAAUGUUUAGCAGAAUGGAAGAAGUUACAAGUGAAAACGAGUCUCCUUACAUAUUCAAGCCUAAUGAGUUUCCACUUUUUGAGUUUCAAGUGUUAGCUAAAUCAACGGAUUACUUCUCUCACAUGAACAAGCUAGGACAAGGCGGGUUUGGUCCUGUUUACAAGGGGAAGUUACCAGAAGGGCAAGAGAUUGCAGUAAAGAGGCUCUCACGUGCAUCUAGACAAGGGCUAGAGGAACUUAUGAACGAAGUGGUUGUGAUUUCGAAGUUGCAGCAUCGAAAUUUAGUAAGAGUACUUGGUUGUUGCAUUGAAGGUGAAGAAAGGUUGCUUGUCUAUGAAUACAUGCCAAACAAAAGCUUGGAUGCAUAUAUAUUUGACCCAUCUAAGCAAAAGAUUCUUGAUUGGAAGACUCGGUUCAACAUCAUGGAAGGGAUUUCCAGAGGUCUUUUGUACCUUCACAGAGAUUCAAGACUAAAGAUCAUACACAGAGAUCUAAAAGCCAGCAACAUUUUGUUAGAUGACAAUCUGAAUCCAAAGAUAUCUGAUUUUGGCCUUGCAAGAGUUUUCGAAGCGAGUGAAGAUGAAGUAGCAGAAACAAGAAGAGUUGUUGGAACAUACGGCUAUAUGUCACCUGAAUAUGCAAUGGAAGGUUACUUUUCUGAAAAAUCAGACGUUUUCAGCUUAGGGGUUAUCUUUCUUGAGAUCAUAAGUGGGAGAAGAAACUCUCACAAGGAAGAAAACAAUCACAACCUUUUAGCUUAUGCGUGGAACCUGUGGAAUGAUGGGGAGGCUGCUUCUCUAGCAAAUCCAAUAUUCUUUGAUGAGUGUUUUGAGAAAGAAAUAGCUAAAUGUGUUCACAUUGGUUUGUUGUGUGUGCAAGAACUUGCAAACGAUAGACCGAAUGUUUCAAAUGUGAUUUGGAUGCUAACUACUGAGAAUGCAAACCUCCCUGAGGCAAAGCAGCCUGCGUUUAUAGCAAGAAGAGAAGUCUCUGUGGCUGGAUCUUCUGACCGGAGUAGUCAAAUGGUCACUAUCAAUGAUGCUAGUCUCACUGCUGUAACAGGACGUUAAGCUCACAAAAUCAAUCUGUGUGUUUAUAUAUAUAUAUAUAUAUGUUUUGAGAAUCUCAUGAUUUCAAACUUUUUUAUUCUGCUUAUGUUUAAUGGUUAGGUAAAAGAUUAGGAGAUGUGUUUUAAAGAAUUUAUGUCAGCUUCACUUAUAUUGUUUUUUUCUUUUUUGGUCAAACUCC